AUGAUGACAUAUAUUGUAUUCAUUCUAAGUGUUAUUUUUGUAGUUAGUUUUGUAGGGUUUUCUUCAAAACCUUCUCCUAUCUACGGCGGGCUGGUUUUAAUUAUUAGUGGGGCUGUUGGUUGUGGGAUUGUGUUGAGUUUUGGAGGAUCGUUUUUGGGUUUAAUGGUAUUUUUGAUUUAUUUAGGGGGUAUGCUAGUUGUUUUUGGGUACACUACAGCCAUGGCUACUGAGCAGUAUCCUGAAGUUUGGGCCUCUAAUAAGGCUGUUUUAGGAGCUUUUAUCGUUGGCUUGUUGUCUGAGUUAUUAACUGCUUGUUAUGUUUUAAAGGGUGAUGAUAUUGACAUUGAAGUUGUAUUGAAGUUUAAUGGAGCGGGCGAUUGGGUUAUUUAUGAUACAGGUGAUUCAGGAUUUUUUAGUGAGGAAGCUAUGGGAAUUGCAGCUUUAUAUAGUUAUGGGACUUGGUUGGUUGUUGUCACUGGCUGGUCACUUCUUAUUGGGGUGUUGGUAAUUAUGGAGGUUACUCGUGGAAGUUAA
This is a messenger RNA of Enhydra lutris kenyoni (northern sea otter), 534 nucleotides long. NCBI's taxonomy places the organism in Eukaryota, Metazoa, Chordata, Mammalia, Carnivora, Mustelidae. The record is from the annotation of a RefSeq genome assembly.